Messenger RNA from Toxotes jaculatrix (banded archerfish), 1550 nucleotides. It is a transcript of the gene pheta2, whose product is annotated as PH domain containing endocytic trafficking adaptor 2. The record is from RefSeq and is a predicted model, not a curated record. The transcript is spliced from 5 exons. Gene Ontology annotation, cellular component: early endosome; trans-Golgi network; recycling endosome. Gene Ontology annotation, biological process: retrograde transport, endosome to Golgi; receptor recycling; endosome organization. Lineage: Eukaryota; Metazoa; Chordata; Actinopteri; Toxotidae. Bases 153 to 950 code for a protein of 265 amino acids.
GGUUUGACUGCUUGUUUCAGCUGUGUAUGACCCUUCAGCUCAAGGAACGAUGAGGACCAGAGGAAAAUAUCUGUAAAGGUACAUGAUGUAAAGGCUGUGAAGAAGGGCAAAGUGACCCCCUGAAGGACUCAACAUAAAACAGAGGUGCUGGGAUGAAGCUCCAUGAGAAGAUUUUGACCCAUUACCUCUCAUGCACGUCUCCAGUAGAUAAAGAGGGAUAUCUCUACAAAAAGAAAGAGCGAAAUGCCACCUACCAGCGACGGUGGUUCGUCCUGAAAGCAAACCUGCUUUUCUACCAGGAGCGCCCGGCUGACCGGCACCUGCUGGGUGUCAUCGUACUGGAGGGGUGUGCGGUGAGACGCUCAGAGUCUGAUGGACAGUUCGCCUUUUCCCUGGUGUUUGAAGGGCCCGGACUCAAAACCUACAGAUUUUCAGCCGUGGAUCGUCAGAGUCAGGAGAGCUGGGUGAAAGCUUUGCUGUCAGCCAGCCACUGUUACCUCUCCCUGCUGGUGAGAGACUUGGGGCGGCAGUAUGAAGAGGCUAAACAGAGACAAGGCUCUGGUGAGUCCCAUCACAACUCCUCUGUCAGCGCCUUCAAACUGUCCACGACCAGCUUCUUAAUCCCUGUGCAGGAGCCAAGAGCGGUGGUCAGGGAGAGCAGAAGCUUCAGUGCCGGCACUGUUUUACAAGCACCUUCGAUACCCACCAAAGUGGUCGCUAAAAAAUCCCCUAAACUGUGGCCCAGGAGAAAUGCUCUCGUCACACCGCUGAAUGGACCGGCACCUUUGUACGGCGAAUGGCCUCUGGUGGGUUUUGAUCCACUUGAGGACUUCAGAAAACUUCAUGAUUACUACGGCCAGGAAGUGAAGAAAGCGAGAGAGGAGUGGCAGAGGAGUCGGCAAGCUGAGGAGGAGAGGCACAGUGACGAAGAUCUCAUCAACCUGGGCUGAAAAAAGAAAACUGACAGUAAAGAAACUCUGAAAGAGGAACUGGAGUGAUCCAUGUGUGUCAAAGAGGAACUGAACCCGAAGUGUUAUCCUGUAUUUAAGAACAUAGUACUUGAAGCCUGGACACCUGUAAAUGUGCUAAACGUUCCUGUUUUGCAUGAUCAGCUUUGAUCAUUUCUACUUGUGACAGAAAUCUGUACUUUUCCUGGUUUACCUGAGUCACCACAGCCUCACAGUGUCCACAGGAUACGACAAGGCACAAACAGAGCCUGCUGGACAUUAAACAGGGCGCAGAGUGGCCCUUCUACACCAGUUUGACUUUUCACAGUAGGGAAAAACACAAGUGUUAAUGAGAACAUUAAAAAUGACUCUGUUCUAUUUACAUGUCCCUGCAAGACACGGCAGUGACAGCAUGCACCAGGACCAGGAUCCUGGAACUCAAACAGUUAAAUGAAAUUCAGUCAUGAUUUACACAAAUGCACAAACAGUUACCGGGGCAAUUAAAUAGUCACAUGUUGUACAGUUAAUUUGAUUCAUGGUGUAUAUUGAGAAAAGAGUAUUAUAUAUUUUCAUUGCAUGAAAAAAAUAAAAUUGGUCUGCUGA